Brassicogethes aeneus is the source of this 3231-nucleotide messenger RNA. Lineage: Eukaryota; Metazoa; Arthropoda; Insecta; Coleoptera; Nitidulidae. The record is from the annotation of a GenBank genome assembly.
UUUAUUUCAAACGCAGCAUAGGUAUUUUAUUUUUUUUUAAUUUUACAUUUAUAUAAAACUAAAAAAAACAUAAAAAUUAGUUUGGUGGCUGUAAGGUACAAGUAUCCUUUGAGUUUAUGUGCUAUGUGAUUUAAUUGCCAACUUAAACACAAAAAAUAACUAAUUCGUUGUAAACAACAUUACAAGUUGUAAACAAACAACGUUUUUAAAAUGUCUAUUGGGUUUUGAAGUUUAAAUAAAGUUUACUUUUUAUUUUGUGCAACAAAAACCGAUUAAGCUUGACAAGUGACAAUUUAUUAGAUUGUUUGUUAAAUAUGACCAAGUUUGUUGACAAUAUUAAUGGAAUUUAAAUCUAAUUAAAAGAAUAAUCUUUUUGCUAAAUUUCUGAAAAAGGUAUCUUGUUGUUAAGCAAACUUUUUAAACCUAUUUGAGUAGGUUAUGUGGUGGAAUUUAUUCUUAACACUAAAUUACACAUUGGUUGUAAGUUAUGAGCGAAACAGAUGAUACCGAUGAUUUACUUUUAAUACCCCCAGAUUUCUUCACCAUUGAUACAGACCCAGUAAACCACAACCUUAGCCCAUUUUAUGGUAUAAUUGAUAAUCUUGUAACCAAAGUUAUAAAUUUACAAGAUCGUGUGCACACAAUUGAAAAUAAUUCUGAUAUAAGUCUAAUUGGAAGUUCAUUAGACCUAACUUCGAAAGAAAACUCUUACAGAAUGGCAGAUUUUCGUAAGUAUAACAGUACAGAUGAUUUAUAUUACUCACACAGCACACAAAGUACACCAAUGAAAAGUCCAUCAAAAUUCAGAUUAAAUUCAUUACCUGCCAGUCCAAAUUUAAACAGCUUUAGUCCAAAAAAAGCAUUUUCAAAUCGAAAAUCACCCAGAAAACGAACACAUUAUACAAAUGAUUUUAAUGAAGGUGGCGGAGAAAUGCUUUCAGAAAUUGAUCAGUUUUUAACAAAAGUUAAAACAAUUCAACAUUAUAAUGCUGCAAGAAAUUUGGAGAAGGAGUUCAGUGAAAGAAAUGAUAAUAAAUUAAAUGGUAACAUGCAGAUGGACGAGGUGGAAGAAAUGUUAAAGGAAAUUGAUAUACAAAAGAAACAUAUUGAAUGUCGUAUAAAAUCUAAAGAGGAGGAAAUAAUGGCAAAAGAGAUAGCAAAUACAAAACAGGCAACAUGGAGAUGUGGAGACAAUGAAUCUACAGUACCUGAUUAUAUUCUAGUCUCAAAAAACAAAAAUCCUGAGAUGGAAUUAAACAAAAAGUCAAUAUUUGUGCCAUAUUUAUCUGAAAAUACAAAUAAAAAAGAACUUAAAAUCAAAACUCCUGAUACUAGUUCAAGUUCAGAGUCAACACAAGCAACUGCUUUUUAUAAUUGCAAAGGGAAUAAUGAUUUAUUAAAUAAUCCCCUACAUUCCAAUGCCAUGAAUAUUUUGAAUAUGCACAAGCAAUUGGAGGAUUCAAUGGAAGAAACUAUAAACAAAUCAAAAGAAAAUAAUAAAAUAAUGCAAAACAAGUAUCAACCAAAUAAUCACCUUGAACUCAUCAGUUUAGCUGAUAUAUGGAAUCCCAAUAGAGCAGAAAAUAAUUCUACAAUAAAAAAUAAGCUACAUGAAGAAAAUUUACGCAGACAGCAUUGUGAAAUGUUAAUUACUGAAUUACAUCAACGCAAUUUGGAAUUACAACAAAAAAUGACGGUUGCCUUAAAAGUAGAUCAAGCCAAAGAUAAUGCCUUGUCGCAAUUAAAGGAAAUUUUGAAUCAAGUAUCUAUCAAACUAGAUAAUUCAAUGAAAGAUAAAGUGGAAUUAGAAAAGGAAAUGCAAGCUAUUAAACUGCAGAGUGAAGCUAAAAUUGAGGAAGCCAGACAGACAGUUAUAUAUCAUGAAAAAGAAGCUGCCAAAGCAAUAAAUUUUGCACAAGGAAAUAAUGGAAAAAUAACUUUACUUGAAAAUAAGUGUACAAAAUUAACCAAUGAAUUAAGUUCAAUUGAAUCUCAAUGUCAUACAGUGAAAGACAAUUAUUGUCAGGAGGUUAAUAAAAAUAUGCAGUUAAAUGAUUUGUUGGGUUCUAAAGAAAUAGAACUCUUGGAGAACAUAAACCUUUUACAUCAAGCAAGGCAAGAAAUUUCUGAGUGCAAAGGUACAAUCGAGAGUUGUCAAAAUGAAAUAUCUAAAAUGAGAGAAGAAUGUGAAAGUUUGCAACGUGCUUUAGCUUAUGAAAGGAAACAACAAUCGUCUAUAUAUGAGCAACAAAAAAUUUUGAUCGAGCAGUUGGAGAAGAAGAGUAAAAAUGAAAAACAAUUAAAAGAAGAAGUAAACAAAACAAAAGAACUAUUAGAAGCAAAUAAGUCAGAACUGAGAAACUUUUACCAGGGUCAAGUGGAAAUGCUGGUGCAAACAAAACUCAAAGAGUUUCAAAAUCAAUUGGACAAAGCUGAAGAAACAUUUAAAGAAGAAAUACGGAAGAAGGAACUACAAGUUGCCAAAAACGCUGCUAUUCAUAUGCAGUCACUCACAGAAAAAUGUUCUUUGGAGAUAAAGCUAAUGGAAGAAAAACAUCAAGAAGAAAUCAAAUUGUUCCAAAUUAAACUGAUGCAGUACAAGGAAGAGUUGAUAGCUCUGAAAGCAAAAAUAGAGCAAAUGAAAAUGAAGAAGAUGCAACAGGCCCAGCAGCUGCAAAAAAUAAUGGAAAGUCAGUGGAACGAGACUUUAAAAAUCAUCAAAAGUGGCAAAAGCCCCACUCCUACGUACUAUGAACAGCUGAACUCCUUAAAAACAAGAUCAUACAAUAAUCUUGAAGAAGUUCUGUCUCAGGAUGAACAGUGCGCCAGUGACGCAAAUCAAGCCAAGUCGCAGCAAGAGAAGAAAUACGAAAACGCGAAGAAAGAAAAUUGCGUCGAUAAAUAUGAAAAUGUGGACAAUGUGCUGAUGCAAACUCCAGUGUCGAGUCGAGCGCCACUUAAUGAAAAUGAUUUACAAAAAAUUGUGCAAAUGUUAAUUAGUAAAGGUCCAGACACUCAGGGAAGCAAAACAACAGAGAAAAGCAGUCCAACUAAACCUGAUUGGCAGCACCCAGUACGAUCAAGAAAACCAAGGUAAACGAAUCGCAAACUAUGACUCCAAAUUAAGAAAACAACCUCCAUGGAAGUAAUUUUUAAUUUAUUAUAGUCUGAAGAAAGUAUUUUUAAUUUUAAUAUAAUUAUUUUAUGUAUUUUACACCAGAGUGAAGUUAU